This is a messenger RNA of Neoarius graeffei (lesser salmon catfish), 2114 nucleotides long. Its product is annotated as arf-GAP with SH3 domain, ANK repeat and PH domain-containing protein 1-like. The transcript has 7 exons. Gene Ontology annotation, molecular function: protein binding; GTPase activator activity. Gene Ontology annotation, biological process: positive regulation of GTPase activity. The coding region runs from base 57 to 1553 and encodes 498 amino acids. Lineage: Eukaryota; Metazoa; Chordata; Actinopteri; Siluriformes; Ariidae. The record is from RefSeq and is a predicted model, not a curated record.
CAGAGAAUGAAAUGACAGAAAAUGAAAUGACGCCUGUGUGUUUUUUGUCUUAGUUGAUGCAGGCUGCAGAGGGGAAGUUUAAUCCAAAGGUUCAUGUGAAGUACGACUGGAAUCUUCGACUGGAGGACAUGGAUGAGAGUGACGAUGAUCUUGACGACAAGCCAAGCCCAAUUAAGAAAGACCGGAGACCACAGAGUUUCUGUCACUCAUCCAGCCUGUCGCCUCAUGAUAAGCUCUCCCUCCCGGCUUUCUCUGGCCAGCGUGAUAAACCGCGCCUCUCCUAUGGCAUGUUCACCAAUCAGAUGUACAGUGUUUCCACGGACUGUCCCUCCUCUCCUGUUAGUGAUGCACCAACUCUACCACCCAGGAAUGCAGGAAAAGGUAAAACAGACUUCAAGAAUGCACCAGUCGCUGACAUUAUGGAAACAGCAAGCACAAAAGUUUGCGUCCUCUUCUGCUACAAGUGGACCCUGGAGCAACACUGCCCCCAGCCCCACCCCAGAUGCAUCUGUUUGCACCAGGAAAGGCUGAGAGAAGUCGGGACUUUGCAGGAUGGGAUCUUUGGUCAGACAGGUUCUCAGCUGCUGCUGCUGGGUCUCGGAGAGGUGGCUCAGGACGAUGUCUUCAGCGCCCUCCUGCUGCACCGGGAAGUACUGCUCCUCUGCCUCUUCCUCCUCCUCCACCGCUCUAGCAAACAAGCAGUUGACUGGCUGCUCCUUCUCAUGCCACUCCCGCAGCAUGUUGAUGUGAAAGUUCUGGGUGUGCUUCUUCUUGUCCGGUGUGUGGAUCUCAUAUGUGACCUUGCCGGUCCUCUGCUUGACGACGUAUGGCCCCUGACACUUCGCAAGGAGGCUGCUCUCAGAAAAACAAUUCACCACCCCCCAGUGGACAAACCCAGCCAGCCUCCAGAGCCAGUGCUGUUCCAGAAGUCUCCUCCAGGGUCAGACACACCACAGAAAGUCCCUUUAUCUGAUAAACCCCAGCCAGGGGACCUCCAUCCUAAACCCCAGGUCUCAGAAUUACCACCUAAACCUGGAGAACUACCCCCAAAACCACAGCUCUUUGACCUGCCUCCAAAACCUCAGCUGGGAGACCUCCCACCCAAACCUCAACUCAAAGACCUCCCACCCAAACCACUACUUUCUGAUCUCUCCAUCCUCAAACAUGGAGUCCCUGAACCUGCACACAAGCCCCCUCCUGGAGAGGUGGCUCACAAAUCUGAGCCCUGUGAUAUGCCAGUGACUAAUCAACAAGCUGAACCAUCACCCACUCAGUUCACCCACUCCACCAAAGACACCAACGGGAGCCUGAAAUCUGGCCCAGAAACUCCAAUACCACUUCCGAGGAAAAUCAGUACAGGUAAGAUUAAACUGCGGCGAGUAAAGACCAUCUAUGACUGUCAGGCAGAUGAUGAUGAGCUCACAUUUGUAGAGGGCGAGGUCAUUGUGGUAACAGGGGAGGAGGAUCAAGAGUGGUGGAUUGGACAUAUAGAAGGACAACCAGAGAGAAAAGGAGUUUUCCCCAUGUCCUUUGUUCAUAUCUUGUCUGACUGACACAUCAAUUACUGACCUGAGGCCCACAACCUUCCCACCUUGCUCAACUCCUCUAAAGAGAAACCUGUAAAUAGCUGUUGGAACCUCCCUGGGACUUUAAAACAAGAACCAUGAAAAGAUGCAAAAACUGAAACCUCUUAUUAACUUCUUCCCCAACAGAGGUGCAGUGUGAAUGAUGAGUAUCUAGUUUCACCAGUGCUUCCAUUCCUAUUCAGCACAGCUGAAACUGCACCCAGCAGUUAGCCACAUCCUUCAGUUCAGCUGUUUCUCCAAUGCUUUUGUAUAGGAUAACUGUACAUAUAUACACACAGGAGUUAGUGUUGUGUAAAUAUGCAAACCUGUGUUAAUGUGGCAGAAAGUAAAAUGUGUACACUUGUAUUCUGCCUGACACCAGUCCAUACCAGGGCCAGUACUGCACUAAUGCACAUGGAGCGGUGUUGGUAUUGUAUCUCAAAUGGCAUGGUGAUGGGCUGUAAUUGUUCAGGCUUAUUCCCCUACCACCUCUUUACAGACCACUCCAGUAUAUCCAGUGAUUAAAGUUAUCAGGAGUUAUGAGUUCAA